This is a messenger RNA of Nannizzia gypsea CBS 118893, 1146 nucleotides long. RefSeq lists its product as hypothetical. Lineage: Eukaryota; Fungi; Ascomycota; Eurotiomycetes; Onygenales; Arthrodermataceae. Bases 1 to 1146 code for a protein of 381 amino acids. The record is from RefSeq and is a predicted model, not a curated record. The transcript is spliced from 7 exons.
AUGUCUAAGACUCCAGAUGCAAACGCUCUCAAGAGCAUCCCGCCAAACCUGCUGUCGACUAUCCCAGGAGGUAAACCGCCCCCUGGGGUCAUACCGAAUUUCGAGAAUCCAGAGUCCCAAGUGCCAGUCAUUGUAGGGGUUGGAACGACUUUCCUGGCUAUCGCCUGCUUCUGCUUCUUCAUUCGCAUGUACACACGACUUGCCAUUUCAAAAACAUGGAAAUGGGAUGAUUUAACAAUAUCCAUAGGAUUUUUAUUCAGUCUUGUAUAUUAUGCGGCGACAUUAAACGGCUGUAUCAAUGGUAUCGCCGGGAGACACGAUUGGGAAGUGCAUCUCGAUAAGCUCAUUGGAAAUUCCCAUCUCUACCAAAGUUACAUAACAGUUAUUACGGCAACUCCGGCACUAGGGCUCAUCAAACUGAGCCUUUUCAUCCAAUACUACCUCCUAUUCAAAGUCAGGAGGUAUGUAAGAAUUAGCGUGUAUGUAGGGGCAACAUUAUCUGGCCUCUUCUACAUCGCAACCUCGAUCUCGUCCUUCGUGCUGAGCAGUCCAUGGCCGGGAGAGUCUAUCCUUGACUGCGUCCUCUCAUGGCACUACCUUAAGUUCGCGGAGUUCUCCAUCCCUACCGGCAUCAUUGGCUCGCUGGUCGAUGUUGUCCUAUUUAUUCUCCCAAUGCCCGCUGUAUGGCAGCUGCACCUGUCAACUUCGAAGAAGAUUGGUAUCAUACUAGUCUUCAUGACUGGUGGCCUUGCCGUGGCAGCCUCGGGUGUAAAUCUUUACUACCGUGUUCUACUCCAAAACGAUGUAAGCGAUGCAUCAUGGAAAGUCGGAUACGUUUUACUCUGGUCGGAGAUCGAGAUGUUUGCUGGCAUCACAGCUUCCAGUAUGCCUGCAGUUAAGCAGUUCUUCUCGUCGCGUACCGGCCUUUUCUCCAAGAACUCACGGCCGUCCUUCACCCCCACAAUUAGUAUGAUAAACCGCACCAAGCGGUCUGGCCAUUCGGAGCUCAUCAACCAGAAAGAUACGUCUUUCCAACAAUGGGGGUAUCCCGUUAAAAAUGAUGAGGAAAGCCUCGACAGGUCUGAGGAAAGCCAGAGCAGUCCCAGGCUAAGCGGCCCACCCCGUACUCAGAAUCUAUCACGGUAA